Diplodia corticola is the source of this 1134-nucleotide messenger RNA. RefSeq names its product protein impact. NCBI's taxonomy places the organism in Eukaryota, Fungi, Ascomycota, Dothideomycetes, Botryosphaeriales, Botryosphaeriaceae. The record is from RefSeq and is a predicted model, not a curated record. Gene Ontology annotation, cellular component: cytoplasm. The coding region runs from base 1 to 1134 and encodes 377 amino acids. Gene Ontology annotation, biological process: regulation of translational initiation. The transcript has a single exon.
AUGUCCCUGAAGCGCGGUCCCCCAGCGCUCGACAAAAACAACAACAACAACAACGCCGCCAACGCCCAAGCCCACGACCACUCCCACCGCCCUCCCAAAACCACCAAGCUGCACCACCCCACCCCCGCCGCCGCCGCCGCCGCCGCCCAACCACCAUCUUCCCAAAUCUACCGCUCCGCCCCCCUCACCGACCGCCACUCCACCUUCCACGCCUACUUCACCCCCCACCUCUCCCCCUCCCACCCCCCCGCCGCCGCCCUCCAAGCCCACCCAGACUUCCGCACCGCCACCCACCGCAUCGCCGCCUGGCGCCGGCCCUCGACGCAACGGACCCUGUUUUCUUCCUCCAGCAGCACCAACAUCAGCAACAAAAACAAAAACGAUGCCAAAAACACCAACGCCGUCCUCUACCAAACAUCCUUCGACGACGACGGCGAGUCCCACGCGGGCAGGCGCCUCGCGGCGGUGCUGGAGGCGCUCGACGUGCGGGAGGGGGUCGUGGUGGUGGCGAGGUGGUAUGGCGGGGUGAUGUUGGGGCCGGUGCGGUUCGAGCAUGUGGAGAGGUGUGCGAGGGAGGCGGUGGGGAGGUGGAGGGCGGCGGUGGAGAAGGAGAAGGAGGGGGAUGGGGGCGAGGAGGAAAAGGAGAAGGAGAAGGGGAGGUUGGUGGGGGUGUUGAGGGAGAGGGAUGGGAGUGUCGAGGUGCUGAGGGGGUUGUUGGCGGGGAAGAAGCGCGCGUUGGGGGGCGGGGAAGACGGCGGUGGUGGUGGGACGGAGGUGGGGAAGAAGCGGAUGGAGUAUGAGAGGAUGCCGGUGCAGGCGCUUGUGAGGCUGGAGAAGGCGAGGGAUGCGACGAUUGCGUUUGUUUUGAAGGAGUUGGAUAAGGUUGAGGAGGAGAUUUUGAAGGGGAUGGGGGGUGGUGGGGAGGAGUUGGAUGGGGAAGACGAGGUGGCUCAUACCGAGGCUGCCGAUGCGUUGCGGAACGACGGGAAGGAUGGCGAGGCCGUGGGGAGUCGCGUCGCCGAUGAUGUUCGGAGUACAGACAAGGAAGAGAUGUCUGCAGAGAACGAGAACCAAUGCGACCCGGUGGUAGAUGAUGAGAGUUGCACCAGAAAUCCGAACUCAGACGCUGGCUAA